Pseudogymnoascus verrucosus is the source of this 746-nucleotide messenger RNA. RefSeq lists its product as uncharacterized. NCBI's taxonomy places the organism in Eukaryota, Fungi, Ascomycota, Leotiomycetes, Thelebolales, Thelebolaceae. The coding region runs from base 43 to 522 and encodes 159 amino acids. Gene Ontology annotation, biological process: tetrahydrobiopterin biosynthetic process. The transcript has a single exon. Gene Ontology annotation, molecular function: 4-alpha-hydroxytetrahydrobiopterin dehydratase activity. The record is from RefSeq and is a predicted model, not a curated record.
UCACAUCUUUGUUGCCUGAUGUUCUGAUACAUCAAAUCAACAAUGCCACGCCUCUCCCCGUGCAUUCUCCAAGCCCCCAGAUUCACAAUCUCAAGGCCUCUAUUCGCCAUCCCAAGGCACCCACGAGCCAAUUUCCCUUCCCCCUUCCACCUCCCAACCCGCGCCAUGUCCUCCACCACCCCACCCCUCCCCGCUAUCAGCGUAUCCUCCAACUCAGACCCCGACGCCGUCACCGCGGCCCUCCCACCUCUUCUCGAGCGCUGGUCGCUGACACCCACAAACGCCGGACUCCAACGCUCUUUCAAAUUCAAGACCUUCAAAAAGACAUGGGCAUUCAUGGACGCCGUAGCCGCUGAAGCAGCGAGGACGAAACAUCACCCCGAGUGGUCCAAUGUAUGCCCCUUCUCCCUUUCCCUUUCUCCCCUCCCCCUUCUUCCCACCAGCUCCAAGCAGGCAGCCAGUCAAUUAAUAAAACAGCAAGAAUCGAAUACUAACACCCCCAGGUCUACAACACAACCCUAAUCCGCUGGACCACCCACCACCCCCCCGGCCUGUCCUCUGCCGACAUCACCAUGGCCCAAUUCUGCGACACCUGCGCGGCGGAGCACGACGAGCUGCCUGCUGAGAAACCCGCUGCGGUUGUGGGAACUGAUGUUCCAACCGGAGAGGGGGGGGAUCCAUUGCAGGCGUUGGCGGAUGGGGUGGUGGUGGAGGGGGGGGAGUGUUGUGUGCCGAAGUAUGCGAGG